CUGUCCAAAAGCUUGUGGACGCUUUCAUUUCACAGACGUGUUUCUUGGUGCUGUUGACACCGAGGCCUCUUUAGCGAGUCGUAAAAGCCUUUCCAGUAAUGACACGGUGAGCGUCAGUGUACGUCGUGACGUCGAGGUGUCGACGUAGCGUCAGAGCGGAGCGGACCUGCCGUGCAGAGCGAAGCAGAGCAGCAGCGAGCCGAGCCGUGGAGGAGCACACACCCGGAUACGCGCUCGGCUUCUGGACAAAAAUAAAGACUUCAGCGACAACGGCUCCUUUGCAGCGGCAGAGAAGAUGAAUAACAGCAAACGGACGGUGGUUGUCACAGGUUUUGGGCCAUUUGGAGAGCACACCGUCAAUGCUAGCUGGGUAGCAGUGCAGGAACUAAAGAAACUUGGCCUGGGAACCGAAGUGGACUUGCAUGUGUAUGAGGUUCCUGUAGAGUACCAGACAGUCCAGAGUUUGGUGCCUUCAUUAUGGAAACAGUAUCAUCCACUGUUGGUAGUUCAUGUCGGAGUGUCAGGUAUGGCCACCACUGUCACGUUGGAGAAGUGCGGCCGUAAUCAUGGCUACAAGGGUCUGGACAACAGCAGCUUCUGUCCUGACUCACAGUGUUGCAUUGUGGGAGGACCGGACUGCAUUGACUCAGUUAUUGACAUGGAAUCUGUUUGCAAGAGAGUGACAGCCUCGGGGCUUGGAGUAGCCGUGUCCGUCUCCAAAGAUGCCGGAAGGUAUCUCUGUGACUUCACCUACUACACAUCUCUGUACCUGAGCCACGGACGCUCAGCCUUUGUUCAUGUGCCUCCUAUUGGAAAGCCUUACAGCGGAGAAGACCUGGGCCGUGCGUUGCAGGCCAUUGUCCAGGAGAUGCUGGAGUUGCUGGACCAGGCGGAGGAGAAGAUCCACUGCCAGCACUUCCACUAAGUGCCGACUCAGCCUGCCACCCCUUCACACAGGAGACAAAUUGCACUUAACCAGAAGCAGCCAAAAUAUUUUAUAUUCUUAUCUUUUACUGGUGGAUAGUGAAAACUUCAGUCAUAGCAUAGGAUGUUUUAUUGAGUUAAUCUUUGUUUUGAUUCUGUUUGUACUAAGUGGUUGUUGUGUUUUUUUUCUCUUUAGCACUGGACCUGAGUCAGUUAUGUUUUUGGCUCUGCCAGUGAUGAGAACAUAAACGAGUAGCUCAGUCAGGUUUUAACUUAGGCUUUUGUCCCACCCCCAACGACCUUUAAAUUUAAGAAUUCCCACAGGUUUCCUAUGAAAACGCAAUAGCAAGAGUGCUGCUGCUUUGUUCACAUGCACUUAUAACAGGCUUAAGUGCAGAAAUGUAGAAAACCUGUAAUUGGUCCAGAUAUUGCAACCUGUAAGCCCAGAGGUGCACCUUACAGGGUUAUUGAAAUUUUUAUAGAGGUCACAUUUUGGGAAAGUCUUUAAUGUUAUUUCACUUUGUGUUCUUAAUGCUUGAUCCUUGAAUUUCUUUCCUCCUGCCUGUAGAUCCAGGUGCUUCUGUCACCAGGAUUGCUCAUGUGUGAUGCUCCAUAAAAUGCACAGUAUGUGUCAGUCAGCAUAUUAUUGUGGUGUUAAACCAGAUUUCUAUUAAUGAUUAAUGUACCUAAUACAUUAUGAUAUAUGUGGAAAUUUAGGCUUGAAAUUGUAUUUGCUCAUUUUCAGUUUCCUUCAAAUACGUUUUGCCAUCUUCCCAAAAGCCUAACUGCGCUGUUUCACAUUUAAUGUUGAAUUGUUUCUUGAGUCUUUUUUUUUUCUUUAUAAGAAGUUGUAAUUUUGCCUUCUUUUACAAAGGUUAUUUAAAUCAGGGAACGGGUUGGUUCCAGCUCAUAUUCCCCCAGUCUUUAGGCCAAAUUCUGACAGAAAAUUAUUUUAAUCCCUAAUCCACUUCACUGAGAUCUGGUCUUGAGUUGUGCAAUGUUAUUUUACAGGUCUCAUGUUAACUGAUUAAAAUUCACGUAAUAGGUUUGUGAUGAUUUUAUUAGGGAUGCACAAUUUUUAAAGAAUAUUAAGCCAUGCAGUAUUUACCACAGAAAUUUCCAGAUUACAAGACAGUGCUGUUUUUCUUAUGAGGGAAAUAUUUUUUGACAGUGUCCUAAACAAAAUGGUGCUGUGGAGAAAUCUUGGUCUACAGAUUGUGUUGUGUUAUGUGUGAGAAAUCCUUUACUUUUUCAAACUAAGCACAACCAAAGCAUAAAAACUACACUAAGCAAGAUUUUUAUGCAAUGCGUCCGUUGCAAAGUGUGGCUGCAAAAGAUCUUUAAAAUGCAAUGCACUGUUUUUUUUUGUUUGUUUUUUUUUUCUCAAAAUUGUGCAGCCCUAAAUUUGAUUUCUCAAUUUAAAGCUUUCAGUUCUCUUCAUUGAAUCAGAUACUGCUGCUGUACCUGAGGAUUUGAUUUAAUGAAGAUGGACAUUCAGUCAAGUCAGAGUUGGGCCUGAAAUUUUACCUCUGUAGCACUUUUUUUUUCUUCUUAAUCGUCUGGAUUUUGGACAAAAUAUUUGUUGAGACAUGUGAAUGGAUGAUUUUUUUUUUGUUUUGUUUUCAUUUUAAUUUACAGUCACUUUAACUAAUGUAGCUUUGCAGACACAUACAGAUUCAUUUGAUCUUUUUUGCUUCAGAAUUGUAACUCUGUAUGUUUAUAAAGGUGAGAUAUGCUUUAUUUGCCCAAACUUGGAUUUAUUCUGAUGUGUUUAACAAACUGGACUGUGCGCCUUGUGAUGGUGCCACUCUGUUUUAAAUGUGUGUUCCUUGGCUUUUUCUUUUGCUUUUCUUCCCUUUUCCUGUGUAGACUAGUGUUUCCCCCACUGCUGAAUUAGGACCAGCCCACGCUGUCUAAAGGGUCAUUUAUACUACUUUUCUACUACUUUUCAAGACUUCUAGUGUCAAAUGGUCUUAACACUGCUUCAGAAGCUUACCCACCCUGCCAAAAAGCUCUGUGGGAAACAUGGAUGUAGAUAUAAUCUGUUAUAUCUAGUUUUAAGGGAAAUAGUAACUGAACACAAUGACUGUAGCAUUGCAUCAGUAGUCUUGAGGCAUUUUCUUAACUUUUGACUUAAAAUGCUCAUUUUUCCACCCACAUCAAGGCAGUGUUACUCUCACUUCAAGUAAAUGUCAAUUAUUUGUAGCUGAAAAUGUCAUCUGAAGCUCUGUUCAGUGCCAUGGCUUUUAAAAAUGCUCGCACGUAGUGGCAUUAACCACAAAGUCGAAUCCUGGAGCACUGAGCUCAGUGGACUUAGUAUUUCUCAGUCAUUUCAUUAUUCAUAGGUCACUGGCAUGUUGUUUUGUUCUUGGUUCCAUGGU
This is a messenger RNA of Myripristis murdjan (pinecone soldierfish), 3305 nucleotides long. Its product is annotated as pyroglutamyl-peptidase 1. Gene Ontology annotation, biological process: proteolysis. Gene Ontology annotation, cellular component: cytosol. Lineage: Eukaryota; Metazoa; Chordata; Actinopteri; Holocentriformes; Holocentridae. Gene Ontology annotation, molecular function: pyroglutamyl-peptidase activity. The transcript has 6 exons. The record is from RefSeq and is a predicted model, not a curated record. The coding region runs from base 296 to 925 and encodes 209 amino acids.